Messenger RNA from Penicillium angulare, 1509 nucleotides. RefSeq lists its product as uncharacterized. The transcript is spliced from 3 exons. NCBI's taxonomy places the organism in Eukaryota, Fungi, Ascomycota, Eurotiomycetes, Eurotiales, Aspergillaceae. The record is from RefSeq and is a predicted model, not a curated record. The coding region runs from base 1 to 1509 and encodes 502 amino acids. Gene Ontology annotation, molecular function: oxidoreductase activity, acting on the aldehyde or oxo group of donors, NAD or NADP as acceptor.
AUGGGUCUUUCGGUGGAUAUUGUCACGCCUAAUGGGCACCACUACUCGCAGCCAACCGGGCUUUUCAUCAACAACGAGUUUGUUUCAGCGACCUCCGGACAAACCAUCACCUCUAUUGAUCCUGCUACCGAUAAGCCAAUUGCCAGCGUCGACGCAGCUAGUGCCGAUGAUGUUGACCGCGCUGUGAAGGCCGCAAAGGCGGCACUGGUGCACCCAUCAUGGAAGCUUCUUCCGGCCACCGAGCGAGGCGAGUUGAUGGGCCGACUUGCCGACUUAAUGUGGGAAAACAGAGAACUUCUUGCCUCCAUCGACGCAUGGGAUAAUGGCAAGCCCUACCAUGUUACCUUUGAUGAGGAUCUUGUCGAGGCAACAUCAACCAUCCGCUACUACAGUGGCUGGGCUGAUAAGACAUUCGGUCAGACUAUCAACACCACUCCUCAAAAAUUCGCUUAUACCCUCCGCCAGCCAAUUGGUGUUGUUGCCCAAAUCAUCCCAUGGAAUUAUCCCUUGGCUAUGGCAGCCUGGAAGCUGGGUCCUGCAUUGGCAUGUGGAAAUACUGUUGUUCUAAAGCCUGCUGAGCAAACACCUCUUAGCAUUUUGGUUUUCGCUACACUGGUUGUCAAGGCUGGCUUCCCACCUGGUGUUAUCAACAUCGUUAACGGUUAUGGCCGUGAGGCGGGCUCCGCUCUUACCUCGCAUCCCUUGGUUGAUAAGGUCGCUUUCACUGGAUCGACAGCUACAGGCCGCGAAAUUAUGAAGAUUGCUGCCGGUUCUCUGAAAAAUAUCACUCUCGAGACAGGUGGCAAGUCACCGCUGCUGGUCUUCCCCGACGCGGAUAUGGACCAAGCUGUUAAGUGGUCGCACUUCGGUAUUAUGUCAAACCAGGGCCAGAUUUGCACUGCUACAUCUCGAAUCUUCGUGCACCGUGAUAUUCUACCUUCUUUCCUAGCGGAGUUCAAGAAGGCCGUGGAGGCCGUAUCGAUCGGCGACCAAUGGGAUACUGCAACAUUCCAGGGCCCACAGGUCACCCGUGCGCAAUAUGAGCGUAUUCUGUCUUAUUUUGAAAUUGCUAAGAGCGAAGGCGCAACAUUACUGACUGGUGGUGCCGCCCAUGUCCCUGCUAAGGCAGAAAACAAGAACGGAUACUUUGUCCAGCCCACUGUGUACACUGAUGUGAAGGACUCUAUGCGCAUUGUUCGCGAAGAGGUGUUCGGUCCUGUUGCUGUGAUCCUGCCUUUCGAUACUGAGGAGGAAGCUAUUCAACGCGCUAACGAUACCUCUUACGGUCUGGGUGCCUCUGUUUUCACAACGGAUUUGGAGCGUGCGCACCGUGUCGCUUCUGAGCUUGAGUCCGGUAUGGUCUGGGUGAACAGCAGCCAGGAUUGCGAUCCUCGCGUACCAUUUGGAGGUGUCAAGCAGAGUGGCAUUGGUCGUGAGCUUGGAGAGGCUGGAUUGGAGGCGUAUAGUCAAAUCAAGGCUGUCCAUGUUAACAUGGGUAACAAGCUGUAA